Molecule: messenger RNA, 3416 nt
Organism: Penaeus vannamei (Pacific white shrimp)
Lineage: Eukaryota; Metazoa; Arthropoda; Malacostraca; Decapoda; Penaeidae
Source: RefSeq, a predicted model, not a curated record
GGGAGACUCGAGACGCGGGACACACGGAGGCCUAUUCUUUGGGCGCGCCUUAGGCCUAUUUCGAAGCCUCAGAUCACGCUAUCUGGAAAAGAGAAGCCAAUAGAAGGUGAAAGAGUGGAAAAAUACUGUGAAGAAGGGAAGAAAGAGGAAAGAAAAGAGUGUGGGAGAAGCAGGGGGAGAAGUUUGAAAGGAAAGACUUAUGUUUGAGGGUAUUAAGCUUAAGCUUCCGUGUGACUACGUUUCGCAUCCGCCUUGAGAAAUAAAAAAGAUUUUCGUAAAAAAAUAACGAUAGAAAUAAAAGCAAGCAAUAAAUGAAAUAAUAAAUGACUGUUUCCUGCAACUAGACCCAUGCUAUGGCCACCUCUCAAGAUGCCUAUUACCUGUCUCUCCUGGCGCUGGCUGAGAGGUUCCGCACUCAAGAGCCGGCCAACAUCAAGAGGUGCGUUCAGUGUCUCCAGGCGGUACUCACCUUCCGCCCUCCGCCUAAAGUUGAGGCUCGAACGCACCUGCAGAUUGCCAACUUACUCAUUCAGUACACGAAUAAUACCCAGUUAGCGCAGGACCACCUUGAGCAAGCAUGGAACCUUUCUAUGAAUAUUGCUGGCUUUGACGAUGUGCGCUCUGAGGCGGCCAGUGAACUAGCGAAACUAUACGAGCAGACAGGAGGAGUUGCCAGGUCCAAGCCUCUGUUGCGCAGGGCCAUUGAACUCUCCCGCCAAAGUGUCUAUUGGCAUUGCCGUAUCAUAUUCCAAGCAGCUCAACUGAGUUUAACGGAGGUUGACUAUGCAAUGGCUAGCACCUACUUGCAAAUGGGUUUGGAAUACUGCCACAUGCAGGGUGUAGCCUACAACCAGGUGCUUUUUCUUCUCAGCAAAAUUAUGGUGAUGCUCCUUGAAGGCCGUGGUGCUGCUGAGGUCCAGGCGUUGCUCGCUCAGGCCAACCAGAGUGUUGAGCAGUACAAUGGAUCACAAGGCCAGAAGGAGCACCUCAGGGUGUUUUAUUUGGUGCUGCUGCGGCACUUUCAGCAGUCUAUACAGAAUAUUACUCAGCUGUCUGAACAGGAGGUUAUACCAAGCAGUACAAGUGAGAUGUUUGCAUGGUUACCUCGUGAACAGCUGUGCGUUUUGGUGUACCUUGUCUCUGUGAUGCAUUCUAUGCAGGCAGGGUAUAUGGAGAAGGCACAGAAGUACACUGACAAAGCACUGCUACAGAUUGACAAAUUGAAGGCUGAAGAAAAUACAUCCAUUCUGAGGUCUCUGCAGCUGCUGCUUCUGGAACACAGUGUUAUGUGCCACCUGAUAAUUGGCUCGAAGGCCCAAGCCAUUAAAGAAAUUGCAAAGGUGUGCCAACUCUUGCAAGAGGAUGCCAAGCAGCUACAGGCUCACCGUGCUCAGUUGCACACUCUACUUGCGGUUUAUGCCAUGAGUAUGAAUAAUUCUGAAGCUGCUGAAAUACAGUUCAAUGCUGCUUUACGGACCUCAAAGAACAGAGACCUCUGGAUCUUUGCAAACCUCAACCUAGCAGUUGUUUACCUAAGAUGCAAGCGUGAGAGGGACUUCGCUGAUAUCAUGGACAGAAUAAACCCUGAGACGCUGCCCACCCAGUCCCAGAGUUUAAGAGCUGCUUCCUUUUAUGUUCAGGGCCUUCACGCUUUCUUCACAAGCCGUCACAAUGAUGGAAAGAGAUUUUUGAGAGAGUCCUUGAAGAUGGCCAAUGCAGAAGACCUGAAUCGCCUCACAUCCUGCUCCCUGGUGCUCCUCGGACACAUCUUUCUGGCCCUCGGAAACCCCAGGGAGGCGCAUAACAUGGUCACGCCGGCCAUGCAGCUGGCUUCCAAAAUCCCUGACCUGCAUCUUCAGUUGUGGUCCUCAGCUAUAUUAAAAGAUUUGUACCGGCAGUUUGGGGAUGUCCCCCAUGAGCAGGAGAGCAGUCAGAAUCACUACAACUUCUCACAGACAUUACUCACCGACCACACAACGGCCUCUCUCCUUCCCGAACACAGCCUUAUAAAGUGGAUAGAUGGGCCAUUCCCUCCCUUCAUUGCAGAAAAGGUUUAACGGAUGGAGACGUCUUUGCAGUUGUGUGAUGACGUAGGGUAACGUAAAGGAGGGUUCUGACCAGUGGUAGUAACAUUUGAUAAUCUUUUUUAUUUGGAAAAGAUGUUUCUUAUCCCUCCCUCCUUUUAAGAAAUUGCAGUUCUGACCUUAUAGCUUUGACUACUUGAUAUUUUUUUUCUAAAUAAAAUUGAUUUUCAUCUUUUUAAACUCUUACUGAGUACAGAAUAUUAUGUACUAUGGAGUGGAUGGAUCAUGUGCCAACAAAGAAGAGGUUGGGAAGAAAAACAAAAAGGAUAUAUGGGAAAUAUUUGAUAUUUAAAAUUUUCAUUCACUUGAAACAGAUUUACAUUGUAUAUGUUGUGUGAGAUAAUCAAAAUUCAAUAGUUACAAUAUAGAGCAGGCUCUCUCAAUGGUAUUUUCUUGAUAUGAAUGCCAUGAUUUUUAUUUAAAUUAAGAUAUGAUUUGUAAUAUUUCUGUCAACUGGCUUUAGAGUGUUUUCAUUUACUAGACACAGAUUGAUAUUGUUAUUAUUAUAAUUGUUAUUGUUGUUAUAAUUAUUUUUUUUACCAUUAUCACUGUAGAUAUGAGAGAGUAAACUUGUUUAAAAUAGACAAAAAUCAAACUGAAGAGAAAAGUGAGUUACACUUAAAGUAUAAUUUGUUACUUUUUUGUCAUAUAAUAGCCAUGAAACUUUUUCCAGUUGUAGAGUUUGUUGUAUCUCUUUGUAUUAGAGUUAGCAUAUUAACUUCCUUUUUGAGCUUUAAGGUAUCAUUUGUAUUUAUAUUUCUCAUUUCCCCAAAAGGACGUUUUUUUCUCAAUUUUUAAAUUAUUAUUAUUAUUGUUAUUAUUAUUAUUAUUUUUUUUUUUUCAUUAAAUAAUUAAUUAAUUUGUUUAUUUUUAUUAUUAUUAUUAUUAUUUUUUUUUUUACGGCCUCUGCUAUGCUUGCUUGCAUGAUAAUUUUUCUCCAGUUAUUUAACACCGACCUGAAUGCCAUCAAAGUAGCAGUGACAUCUUUUCACAAAGAUGUUUUAGAUUAUUAACCAGGAACCAUGCAGAAAGACUUGAUAACAAACCAGAUUCUAUUAAUAUGAUUCUCCAAGCUUGGGUCUAAUGUAGUGUUGUCAAAGGGACUUUGAUGUGUUUAUUUUAGGCAGUUUCUUAACCUCAUAGGCUAGGAACUUUCAUGUAUUCAUUUUGGGUUUUCCUUCCCUCUAUUGUUAUGGUGAACCAGUGAUAUGAUGAUGUGCAAAUUACAAUCACGUCUGUUUUGAACCAGUGCGUCUCCAUUUCCAUUGAAUAACUAUUUUUUUUGACAAGAUAGUAACGGAAAGCAGGAAGUAGAAAAAUGCAGUUAAUUAC